UGAUGAGAUGUGCUCGUUUCAGUUACUCCAGGCAGCACGCCCGCGGCGUAUCCCGGUUUGACCAGGUCGGCCUCCGGGAUCGGAGUCGGAUAGCAGUUUAUCUCUUCGGACAGGGGUUGAGCCCCGCGAACCGGGAAGUUUGGAGAUACGGCCCUGGAACUAUUGCAGUGAACGUUCGUCACUUGUACCCGUAGGAGCGUGUAUAAGACUAGAGUGCCUCGUGUUUACGGGCACUGGGCACAGCAUCGAAGACUGUGAUAGCAGUCUUCCGAGGGACAAGUUGGGGCUCAGGCAUCAACUCCGAUUUCUCACUAUUCCUCAUGGAGCAGUUGAAGCCUAAAACCCAUCAACUUCGGUAUCUCCAUCCCUCGUUAUCAAUCGGGAGGGACGCGGUAAGGAUAGCACCGAGCCUAGUCGAUAAAAUCCCCAGCGGGCGAGCCUAUCAAGUGCGCAACAGGCCAUUGUCAUGCGUCAACUCCUCUUUCCCUCCUCUUCCUCCUCACGCGGUCGGAACGGUGGUGAUUUCGGGUGUUCCCCGCAGAGACGCCUCGCCCGUUAGCCGGGAGGCGCCUUUUAAAAGCCCUCCCCCUUCAAGCCCACAACCCCCUCGGCGGUCGCCACCGAUUUGCCCGCGAUGACGUAGAAACCACCUACCUGCCUUCGCUUGCCCGUCCCCCCUCUCUUCCCGCCAUACCAAAGAGCUAUCUGUGACGAUGGGGCCCGCCUCGAACGAACCUCAGAGGAUUGCCGGCCUGCCGGUGCCCGACCCGUGCCUGUCGUUCUGGCAGCAGACGACGCGGUCGCACCCGAUCCUGCACAGCAACCAGGACGCGCCGGUGCCGGCAGAGGCGGAAUUCGUCAUCAUCGGGUCCGGCCUCUCGGGGGCCCUAACGACCUUCGAGCUAGUCGCGGCGGGCGUGCCGCCGAGCGACAUCGUCAUCUUCGAGGCGAGGGAGGCCGCUAGCGGGGCAACCUCGCGAAACGCGGGCCACGUGCGACCGGAUGCGUUCCGCGGGUUCCAGAUGUACGAGCAGCUGCACGGCCGCGAGCAGGCGCUCAAGGUCAUCGCGAACGAGAAGCUGGUGUUCGAGAAGGUGGGCGAGUUCGUGCGGGAGCACGGCGUGCCGUGCGACUUCAAUCCCACGACCACCUUUGACGUGUGCAUGACGCCGGAGUUCGCCGACUUCAACGCGCAGAGCCUCGCGCGGUACCGGGCGGCGGGCGGUGACGUCUCGCACGUCAGGUUCUACGCGGGCGACGCGGCGCGGGAGGCGACCCGCGUCGCCGGCGCGGUCGCGGCGUACGAGUGGCCGGCCGGGUCGGUCCACCCGGCGCGGCUGGCGCAGUGGCUGCUGGCGCGGUCGCUCGACAGGGGGGUCCGGCUGUUCACGCACUGCCCGGCGACGGGGCUCGCGGAGUCGCAGACGGCGGCGGCGGCGGCGGGCGGGAAGCGCUGGGAGGUGGCGACGCCGCGGGGCACGACGGCGGCGGCGGCGGUGGUCCACUGCACGAACGCGUUCGCGCCGCACCUGGUGCCGGCGCUGGCGCGCUUCGUGACGCCGAACCGGGCGCAGGCGCACGCGUUCGUGCCGCCGCCGGCGCUGUCGGCGACCGGCCGCCUGCGCAGCACCAUGUCGCUGCGCCACUCGCUGAAGCACUUCUACUCGGUGGCGCAGCGCGCGGCGGACGGGAUCGUCAUCCUCGGCGCGCCGAUCGCGAACCCGCGCGCGAGCCCCGAGGCGCAAGCGGCCCGCCUCGUCCCUGACGACAGCUUCGUCAGCGCCGAGGUCCGCGACGACACCCUGGCCCACUUCGCCGCCUGCUUCCCCGCCUGCGACCCCGCCCGCCUGCGCCUCGGCGAGGGCCUCCUCCACGCCUGGGCCGGCAUCGUCGCCAUGACUCCCGACUCCGUCCCGCUCGUCGGCCCCGUCCCCGGCCGCGACGGCCAGUGGAUCUGUGCCGGGUUUAACGGUCAUGGCAUGGCGAGGAUCUUCACGUGCGCGCCGGGCGUGGCAAAGCUCAUCCUCGGCGGCACUUGGGAGGACACCGGCCUGCCCGAAUGCUUCCAGAUGACGGAGGAGCGCUUGGAGAGAGCGAAGGCCGGUUCGUGACGGGGGAUGGUCGGAUGGGAGGGUCCUAGGCGGCCUGCAGUCGGAGGAAACGUUCCGGGGGGUUUACCCCCUAUAUGCGCAGCGGAUCGUCUUCAGGACGGCAUUCCCGUAUAGCUCUAAACGGGUUACCCGCGUAUAGGUGCACAAACAAGCUAUUGAACUAUCGGAGUUGAAUGAACCUGCGUCGGCCACGAGCAGGUGCCGUCAGCACAUACCGUGCGAGCGCGGGCGGGACACAUUCUUCUAUCACCGUUUAUUUCUCGUCUUCGUCCUAGCGUCAGAUGACUUAGCUCAGCCUACCUAGGUAUUCCUAA
Molecule: messenger RNA, 2425 nt
Organism: Durotheca rogersii
Lineage: Eukaryota; Fungi; Ascomycota; Sordariomycetes; Xylariales; Xylariaceae
Product: FAD dependent oxidoreductase
Exons: 3
Coding region: 714-2111 (465 amino acids)
Cellular component (GO): cytoplasm
Molecular function (GO): oxidoreductase activity
Source: RefSeq, a predicted model, not a curated record